CCCGAUUUAUGCGCAGGCGCAGAAGAAAGGGGGACAAUUAAACAGCCAAAGCGCGCCCUUCCUCCUCACUUUUUCGGGCCUUCUUCCAUCGCGCAGGCGCAGAGAGUGAGCCAAGAUGGCGGCGCCCGUGGAUUUGGAGUUAAAGAAGGCCUUCACAGAGCUUCAAGCUAAAGUUAUUGACACUCAACAGAAGGUGAAGCUUGCAGAUAUACAGAUUGAACAGCUAAACAGAACGAAAAAGCAUGCACAUCUUACAGAUACAGAGAUUAUGACUUUGGUAGACGAGACUAACAUGUAUGAAGGUGUAGGAAGAAUGUUUAUUCUUCAGUCCAAGGAGGUAAUUCACAACCAGCUGUUAGAGAAACAGAAAAUAGCUGAAGAAAAAAUUAAAGAAUUGGAACAGAAAAAAUCCUACCUGGAGCGGAGCGUGAAGGAAGCCGAGGACAACAUCCGGGAGAUGCUGAUGGCACGAAGGGCACAGUAGGAAGCCUCGGGGAAGCUUUUCCUCCUGACUCCUCCCAUUCCUGGCAAGGGUGAGCGGCCUGUGUGGGGCCGCGGCCUUGCUUCUGGCCUAUGGACGUUUUCUCUGGAUCAUCUGGUAACCCUAUAUGUUCUCCAUCACCAUGAGCCCCUUUCAGAUCCUAACCCUGUAUUUUUUAUUCUGGAUCUGCCUGCCACCUGUGCCCAGGACAAUCCUCUCCCCUGGGGGUGUCUUGAACUCCCAGGAGAGGGAAGGUGGGAGCCAGGACCGAUUAGGGGAACUCUGCCCAACCCCCUAUGAGCUAUGCUGCUCUGACCAAUAAAAGGCGUCUGUGCCA
Rhinolophus ferrumequinum (greater horseshoe bat) is the source of this 818-nucleotide messenger RNA. It is a transcript of the gene PFDN1, whose product is annotated as prefoldin subunit 1. The transcript is spliced from 4 exons. The record is from RefSeq and is a predicted model, not a curated record. Gene Ontology annotation, molecular function: protein folding chaperone. Gene Ontology annotation, cellular component: cytoplasm; prefoldin complex. Lineage: Eukaryota; Metazoa; Chordata; Mammalia; Chiroptera; Rhinolophidae. Bases 116 to 484 code for a protein of 122 amino acids. Gene Ontology annotation, biological process: protein folding.